Messenger RNA from Cryptomeria japonica (Japanese cedar), 1839 nucleotides. RefSeq names its product stress response protein NST1. The transcript has 3 exons. The record is from RefSeq and is a predicted model, not a curated record. Bases 530 to 1564 code for a protein of 344 amino acids. NCBI's taxonomy places the organism in Eukaryota, Viridiplantae, Streptophyta, Pinopsida, Cupressales, Cupressaceae.
CUUCCCCGUGGGGAAAGAUGAAAUAAAUAAGGUUAGCGAGGAUCAGCACGCUUCUCCCUUGAGGGUAAUGUAGGAAACAAAAACAAACAUUUGCAUGAACCCCCAAUCCCCAAUCUCCAUGUAGGAAACAAAAACAAACAUUUGCAUGUAAGCCAAUCUCCACAAUAACUUCUGCCUGCCUUCCUUCCCAAUUACUCGUGCCGUUUUUGGCAUUUUCUACCAUUACCCCAUCUCUAAUCUCAUAUAAAUACCCUAUCAAGAUUUUCAUCUGUGUUAUCGCUUCACUGCCUUAUUUUUCGUUUUCGAAAUGAAAAUAAAAUAAACCCAACACUGUGUUGCAGGGUUUCAGUGUUAGAGCGAAGAACCAGAUCGCUUGGUCGUUGUACAUAAAACGAAUUAUCAAGCUAUAGGCAUUUAUUAGGGUUUUUGAAAAAUCAUACUAGGGUUUCCAACAUUUUAUACUUUGUCUGAAAGAAUUGAACAAAAAGAGUCCUUUGAAAAGAGCUGUGGCUGGGGAUAAGCAGUUAGGAUGGUCGGAGGGGGAAUGAGGGGCAAGGACGAUGGAUCUUUAUCUCUUGGGAUAAACAGCACCAAUAUCUUCGCAGCGCUCGACAGCCGCCGAAAGAAGGGAAGCAAGAAGAAGGGGGACAAGUCAUCGGAUCAGGGGUCUACAUCUUCCAAGGGCAAAGACAAGUCGGAUCAGAAGGACUCGCAGCCCCCGCAGCAGUUCUGGGCGCCCGCGCCUGUCACCGCUAAAUCCUGGGCUGACGUUGAUGAUGACGAUGAUUACUAUGCUACCACCGCACCGCCUCCUCCCGUUUGGGGCGGCUCACAACAGUCCGCGCAGGGCCAUGAUGAGGUCGCAAAAGAGGAGACCUUGAGUCAGGCAGAGGAAAGUGACGGGGAAGAGGAUGGUUUUGAUGAAGUUGAUGAUGAUGUGGAGGAGGAACAGGAUCAUGAAAAUGAAACUUCUCCACCAGAACCUGUGGUAAGGAAGUCUCUUAUUCCUCCUGUUUUGUCCAAAGAGCCAGAGCGGCAGCUUUCAAAGAAAGAACUGAAGAAGAAGGAAUUGGCUGAGCUUGAUGCGGUACUCGCAGAGCUAGGCAUCGAAACAAAACAGAAAGAUGAUUCUAAUGGAACUGUUGAAGAUGCUAAAUCAGAAACUCCAAAUGGAGAAGUAGAGAAUAGUGAGGGUGGCUCAGUUCUUACAGAGAGUAAAAGUUCAAAGCGGAGGAAAGCGAAGAAAGAAAAAUCUUUCAAGGAGCCUAAAGACGAAGAGAGCCAUGCAAAGGAAGGGGAAGUAAAAGAUGGAGAAGGGGAACAACCUGCUGAUGGUGAAAAUUCUAGAAAAGAGGAAGAGGCCGUGGAUGGAGAUCAAAAUAGUAAUGCACCUAUUGAUAAGGAGCGUAUUAAAAAGCUUGCUUCUUUAAGAAAGAAGAAGUCAAACAAAGAGCUAGACGCUGCAGCUAAGGCAGCUGCUAUAGAGGCUGCUGCAAGAGCUGCUAGGCUUGCUGCUGCGAAAAAGAAAGAGAAAAAUCAUUACAACCAGCAGCCUGUAAGGUAAGGGCUGACUUCAGAGAUUAAUAUAGGAGAGCAAUGAGGGAGUUGCAAUAGGUAGAUCUUGGUAUUUUGGUUGAGGGUUUAUGCCAAGUUGCAAUAUUUUAUGGUUGGUGAGUUGAACAAUACAAAGAUUUCAACUGAUGAUCUUGGAAAAUCAUUCAAUGUAAAAGAGCAUCUUGUGUCCAGUUAGUGUGUUACAUUCAGCUUACCUGUUACACAUUGAAUAACAAGUGGGACUGGAAAAUCUGCUUGCAAGGUUCAGUUCAUUAUAUUAUGUCA